Messenger RNA from Malaya genurostris, 1745 nucleotides. RefSeq lists its product as uncharacterized. The transcript has 3 exons. The record is from RefSeq and is a predicted model, not a curated record. Bases 360 to 1631 code for a protein of 423 amino acids. Lineage: Eukaryota; Metazoa; Arthropoda; Insecta; Diptera; Culicidae.
CCCUUUCGGUUGUCGGGCGGUCAGUCGUCGGCAUGGCAUUCGUCGAAUGGUUGGCCUACUGAGUGGAUCGGUUUUGCGCAAAUUCAAUCGAGGAAACGGUUAACGGAGCCGAAGUGAUUGACGAUUGACGAUUCAAGUGAUUUGUGGUAGUGUCAUAAAUUUGACAAUUUUCUGAAACUGUAAUAAGCUUCGUAGUGGUAAUUAAGCUUAUCAGAAGCCAGAUUAUAAACUGAUACUGUGAUUUAAGAUCGGAUGAACGAGAAAGUCGCGUGUAGUGUGAAACGAUAGAAAAAAAAACAAAAAUUUGCUGAAGAAGAUCCGUUUUGAAACGUUGGUCUACUACUUCGAUAACGGUCAUCAUGAGCAUCGGCGGUCCGGACAAACUGCCGGUGGCUUCGUCGCAGCAGCUACUGGAGGAAGCUGCCCGAGCCGAGCUGGGUUCGGACGAUGUUUCGAUCAGUCUGACGGCCGGUUCCAACAAAGGUGACAACUAUCUCGGAGUGGUGUUCCGAGCCGAGGCCGAAUGUCGCCGGACGGGGAAAAAAGUCAACAUUAUCGCCAAGUUGCCACCACUAACCGAAGCUCGCCGGAAGCAGUUUUUUGCCCGGGCUAGCUUUGAACGGGAAAUCUCCUUCUACACCGAGAUUUAUCCGAUGAUGGAAGAAUUUCAGCGGGAAAAGGGACUGGACACGACCGAUGGUUGCAAGGCGUUCAAUCAGAUUCCACGAUGCCUUCGGACUUGUUUGGUUGACUGUGAGGAAGCGAUUUUGAUGAACGAUUUGAAAGAGGCCGGUUUCGACAUGUUCGAUCGACACAAAGAACUAACCGUGAGCCACUUCCGGUUGGUGGUUAGUGCCCUGGGCCGACUGCAUGCACUUUCAUUUGCGCUGAAGGAUCAGCGCCCGGAACGGAUGAAACGAUUCAUGGAAAUGAUUGAUAUAUUUUUGACCAGAGAUCAAGAUGACACAAUGGAUCAAUGGUUUACGAUGUUGAUCGAUAGGACCUUGGGAACGUUGGAUUGCAAGAAGGAACCGGAACUGUAUGCUAAGACCAAGAAAGCUCUGGAUGUUAAAUUCCUGGACACAAUAAAAGAUAUGACCGAUGGGAAAGCCGCCGAACCGUACGCCGUUAUUUGUCACGGUGACUGCUGGAACAAUAACAUGCUGUUCAAACAUGAGAAAGGAUCACCGGUAGAUUUCCGCCUGCUGGACUGGCAGAUCUGUCGCUACUCUUCACCGGUUCUCGAUCUGAUGUAUUUCAUCUUCAGCUCGUCAAACAAAGCAUUCCGUGAUCAACACUACCAAUCGCUGAUAGAUCUGUAUCACCGAAGCCUGUCGGAUUUCCUGCGCCGUUUGGGAUCCGAUCCGGAACGGCUAUUUCCCCGCGAAGCCCUAGAUCAGCAAUUGAAGCAAUUUGGUCGAUUCGGACUACUGAUGGCAGUUAUGAUACUUCCGGUGAUCACCACCAAAAGUGAAGACGUACCGGAUCUGGAAGAAAUGGCCGAAAAGCUGGAAAACGGAGUCAACAUCGCCGAUGAGGUGAACAAUUUCCGCUCCGAAGACACGGAAGCCACCUACCGCCAGAGGAUGUCCGACUGUUGCCGGGAUAUGGUCCAGUUUGGGUAUAUCUAGGAGGGCAGAUGAUGAACACAGUAUUUGUUUGGCCGUACCGCACAACCGGCACACAGCGACAGACCAAAGUUUCUGACAAUAUCAUUACUUAAUAGAAUAAAAUUAUCUCAAACA